This is a messenger RNA of Perca fluviatilis (European perch), 1944 nucleotides long. It is a transcript of the gene tent5ba, whose product is annotated as terminal nucleotidyltransferase 5ba. The coding region runs from base 240 to 1424 and encodes 394 amino acids. The transcript has 2 exons. Gene Ontology annotation, biological process: mRNA stabilization. Gene Ontology annotation, molecular function: poly(A) RNA polymerase activity; RNA binding. Lineage: Eukaryota; Metazoa; Chordata; Actinopteri; Perciformes; Percidae. The record is from RefSeq and is a predicted model, not a curated record.
GGCUCUUUGCAGACUGACCGGAUUUUAGCGGCACUCACCGGAGGAAACGACUGAACCCACUCUCUGACUCAACUAAGUUUUUCUACUCUUCACCACUACAUUACUGAUCGGAGCUCCUCACCGCUGACAUCCACAGGAAUAUCUCUCUUGUGUUGAAGAGAUAAGAGCUCAGUUGAGAGAAAGCGCUGAUUCACAUUCUGCAGAUUAGUAUUUUUUUUUUUGUGCAAGUUAACAUCGCCAUGUCUUGCGGUGAUGUGUCGGAUCAGAGUCGGCGGUUCUGUGUGUUGUCUUGGGAUCAGGUGCAGCGCUUAGACUCGAUCCUGGGGGAGGCUGUCCCCAUCCACGGCCGAGGAAACUUCCCGACUCUGUCCGUGCAACCACGGCAAAUUGUUCAGGUGGUGCGGGCGAGGCUGGAGGAGAGGGGUGUGUGCGUUAAGGACGUGAGGCUGAACGGCUCGGCUGCCAGCUAUGUGCUCCAUCAGGAUACUGGGUUGGGCUAUAAGGACCUUGACCUGAUCUUUGGCGUAUCUCUGAAAGAUGAUCAGGCUUUCCGUCUGGUGAAGGACGUUGUGCUGGACUGCCUGUUUGACUUCUUGCCAGCCGGGGUCUCUAGGGAGCGCAUCACGGCACUGACUCUCAAAGAGGCCUAUGUACAGAAACUGGUGAAAGUCUGUAAUGACACGGACCGCUGGAGCCUCAUCUCGCUGUCCAACAACACAGGAAAGAAUGUGGAGUUAAAAUUUGUGGACUCUUUACGGCGGCAGUUCGAAUUCAGCGUGGACUCCUUCCAGAUUUGCCUCGAUUCUUUGCUCUUAUUUGACCGCUGCUCCGAGACGCCCAUGUCUGAGAGCUUUCACCCCACUGUGAUCGGAGAGAGUGUGUAUGGGGACUUCAAGGAGGCCAUGGAGCACCUGUGCCAGAGGACCAUAGCUACACGCAGCCCGGAAGAAAUCAGAGGGGGCGGCUUAUUGAAGUACUGCCACCUGCUGGUGCGAGGGUUCACACCCUCCUCUGAAGCGGACAUGAAGCACAUGCAGCGCUACAUGUGCUCGCGUUUCUUCAUUGACUUCUCUGACAUAAGAGAACAGCAGAGGAAACUGGAAGCCUACCUGCAAAACCACUUUGCUGGCAUGGAGCACAAACGGUACGAGUGCCUGAUGACUCUUCACGAAGUAGUGAACGAGAGCACCGUGUGUCUGAUGGGCCACGAGCGGCGCCAGACGCUCAGCCUCAUCUCCAUGCUGGCGCUGAAGGUGCUGGCUGAGCAGAACGCCAUCCCCACUGUAACUAAUGUCACGUGUUACUACCAGCCAGCUCCGUACGUGCAGGACAUCAACUUCAGUAAUUACUAUAUUGCACAUGUGCAGCCGCCGCAGGUUUCACCGUGCAGUAAUUCAUAUCGGACGUGGCUGCCCUGUAGCUGAACUGGCUGUGGGAAGAGCAGAAGUGUCUCAACCGCUCUUUAUCUUUUCAAAGGAAGGGGACUGGGAAAAAAAAGAAAAAAGAAACCUAUUUUUGCCAAAUGUGACUUGACUAAAACAAUCCUGUGCUGCUGUACAUCUGAUUGAGCCAACGCAUACAUUUUUCUCACUUGUAUUGUCUUGCAAAACAUCUGUAAGAUUGCUGGUCAUUUCUGAGAUGUAGUAGUAUUAAAAUCUUUAUUAAGCUUUUAUAUAUGUCAAAAAUACAUUUUUAUGGAAACACACAUUGAAGCUGGUGUUAUUUUCAUACUCUGGCUUUAUUUUCUUUUUUAAUUACAUACUGGACCAAAGAUGUAUUUGUUGUUCAGAAAGGGAAUGUUGUUAUGAUUCCAAGUGCCUAAAAUGAACCAUGAAAAACAUCUGUAAAAUGAGAACUGUGCAUUCAGUGUUUUCUAGAUUACUCUGUCUCUCUUUUCAGGAACAGAAGCAUUCAUUUUUGUGAGAUUAAAAAAAGGAAAAACUA